AUGUCAGACUUUUAUAAAUGUAUUGAAACGAACGAAAGAUUGGUUCAUUAUCACUCGCGGAAGAUGCAACAACUUAGUGCCCAAUUGAAUAAAGUUCGACUUUCUCGCCGAUCUGCAGUAACUCCUCGAGGUUCGCCGAUGAAGCAAUCUUUCGUCGAGCAACUUUCGAACGAGAGCUGUAGCCAAGAGAAACUUGCUUCUUCACCGCGCAGUCAAAUGCGCCCAGAACAUGUCCAAAAGCUCAAGUCUCAACUCUCUGGGAGAAAGUCAAUUCCUGUCCGUUCCAAAUCUAAAGUAGAUACUUCUACCAUAAUUGUGAACAGAAAACCACGAGCAGUAAUCGAAAAGAGCUCUUUCAACCGAGCUGAACAGGAACAGAUCCCGAAGCUUCAAUUGGAGCCUGAAUCUGCACCAUCUACUCCAGAUAUUCGCAUUCAAAGAGAUGGUAGUGCGAAUGUGGUUAGCUACAUGCCAGCGAAACCAAAAACGCCUCAGAGUUUUCCUACGAGUAGCGGACCUCCAAAUGUAGAAGCGCCUAAAACCAGCUUCUUUGGUGCUUUUGGAGCUAAAGGCGGUGAAAACGAAUCGAAGUAUAACCUAAAUAAUCCGCCACAAGUUAUCAAUGCAUCUACUCUCCCGCAAGCAAAAGGCCCAUCAUUUGCGGGUGCAUUUAGCCCUGCCCCACACGUUAACAAAGGAACGCAAGAUGCCGUUCGUGCUGCACUAAACACGGUGAACAAAAUCGCGUCAGAGCCAUCAUCUGUUUCGUCCAAGCUUCCUGAGAAAGAAAAGACACCUCAUGUUUCUGCAUUCUCUGUUCCACAGAAGGCACCAGCUGAAAAGCUGAAGCCAACCCUAGCUAAAGAACCAACUUCCGUCACCACUUCGAAACCGAAUUUGUUCGCUCCCAAGACAUCUUCUUCAACUGCGCCCGCAAAUGUGAACCCUUUUGGAGGAACUACAGCAAACGUCUUCGGCUCCUCGAAACCGGAUACAUCAAAAUCGACGUUCACAUUCAGAAAUGUGGUUGUAUCUUCUUCCUCGGAAAAAGAUGUCUCUGAUGGUGAGUCCGGCCAUAUCAGUGAAACUGAUGAUGAAUCUGCUGAUGAUCUCGAAGAAACGAUCAAAGUUGCUAGCACCGAGACUGUUCCUAAACCUAAUCUCUUUGCAAGUGCACCAAAAAGUGGCACAGGACUCUUUGGCUCAACUGCAACUGAUCCCAAAGCAGCACCUACAAAACCAAGCAUUUUCGGAGCAGUGACGCCAAAGGGGCCUUUCGGGGCAUUAUCUAAAGCUGGUGGCGUUGGAGCUUCCGGAGACCGAUUUACUUUAGAUGAAUCUGCCUACGACACACCACCAAGAAGGCCAUCAAAAGCAAAAUCACCUAACGUUUCUGGAGUAAACAUUUUCGCCGGAAUUCAAAAAGAAGAUACUGAAGCUGACGAAAAAUCUACAACCGAAGUGACAGAGGAGUCGGCAGCAUCAAAACCCCCAAGUGGACUUUCAACUACAGCAAAAACUGAAGAGAAAAAACCAGCCCCUUCUCUUUUCGGAAGCACUCCUUCAAAGCCAGCUGAGGACAAGGACGAAAAGAAAGAAACUGCUCCGCCCUCAGCCGAGAAACCAACAAUCAAGAAUUUGUUCGGUACUCCAGCUAAACAAGAAGAAAAACCAAAACCUGGCCUUUUUGGAUCUAGUACUUCUUCUGGGCUCUUUGGUUCAAAAAGUGACGACAGCAAGGCUAAGGAAGCAGGUUCAGCGACAGGUCUCUUUGGUUCCAAACCAGCAGAGGCUUCGUCCGGAUCUAAUUUAUUUGGAAGUAAAACUGAGGAAACUAAACCUACCCCAUUCGGAUCAAAGGCGGAAACUUCGUCUAGUUCGAGUCUCUUUGGCUCAAAACCCGCUGAAUCAUCGUCUGGUACAGGUCUAUUCGGUUCCACGAAGAAACCAGAGAGUAACUUGUUUGGAACACCCAAAGCAGCAGAGAAGACUGAAUCCGGACUUUUUGGUUCAUCAAAGCCAGCUGAAAAAAGCUCUGGAUCUGGUCUAUUUGGAUCGUCAAAGCCUGAGUCAUCCGGUGGACUUUUCGGCUCUAAACCAUCCGAAUCGUCAAAUGUGUUUGGAACGCCAGCGAAAUCGGAAGCAAACUCUGGUGGAGGAUUGUUCGGAUCAAAGCCAGCGGAAUCAAGUAGCGGUCUUUUUGGCUCUUCAACGCCACAGUCUACUAGCGGCUUUGGGAACUCUGGAGGAGGAGGCGGAGGAUUGUUCGGUUCUUCGAGUACAACAUCUAACUCAGGAGGCCUAUUUGGUUCAAGCAAUUCAAACACGAACUCAUCUGGCGGCAUCUUUGGAAGCUCCAACAACGACAAUAAUUCGGGAGGCGGUGUUUUCGGAUCUGGUGGCGGCUUUAGCGGACUCGGAUCAAAACCAGAUCCAGAGAAGGCAAAACAAAAUCCGUUCGGAAGUAGUAGCUUUGGCAAUAACUCUAGUUCAACGAAUAAUUCGAACUUGUUUGGAAACGCGCCUGCAAACCCAUUCGGCUCCUCGACGUCUAGUAAUCAACACUCAUCUUCCGGUCCUUUUUCUGGAGGAAGCGGGGCAACUAGUCCUUUCUCGGGUUCAGGUGGAGGUUCAAGUGGCGGAUUUGGAAGCAGCGCCUUCGGUAGCAGCGGGGGUAAUGCCUUUGGCUCCACUGCAUUCGGUGGCGGCGGCAGCUCAGCUUUCGGUUCAUCCGCUUUUGGUAGUAGUAACCAGCAAAGCAGCUCAUUUGGUUCUGGCAACAAUUCUGGCGGUGUUUUCGGAGGCGGCUCGGGAGGUGGCGCUGGUGGAUUUGGUGGCUUUGGCGGAAGCAACUCGAGUGGUGGAUUCGGCGCAAAGACAUCUGGCGGUGGAGGCUUCGGAAGUUUCGGUGGCGGAAAUAACCAGCAACAGAACAAUGCAUUUUCCGGAAGUGGAUUUUCCGGCUUUAGAUAA
Oikopleura dioica is the source of this 2973-nucleotide messenger RNA. The record is from the annotation of a GenBank genome assembly. NCBI's taxonomy places the organism in Eukaryota, Metazoa, Chordata, Appendicularia, Copelata, Oikopleuridae.